This is a messenger RNA of Didymodactylos carnosus, 322 nucleotides long. NCBI's taxonomy places the organism in Eukaryota, Metazoa, Rotifera, Eurotatoria, Philodinida, Philodinidae. The record is from the annotation of a GenBank genome assembly.
UGUUACUCUAAAUAAUAUUGCAAAUGUAUUUUGUAGUACAGAACAAUAUGAUUUUGCAAUUGAUUGUUAUGAAAAAUCACUUGAGAUAUAUAAAAUGAAUUUUCCAAUAAAUCAUCCAAAAAUAAAAAUAAGUCAAAACAAUCUGGCAUUAUGUUAUAAAAAUCUUGCAUCGAAUUAUGUUAAUGAUAACGAAGAUUAUAAAAUGGCACUUGAUAUAUGUCAAAAAGUCUUAGAAAUUUAUGAACAGACAUUACCAGAAACUCAUAUAAACGUUGUGACAAUCAAACGAGACAUUGAGACGUUAUUGGAAAAGCUAAGUUAA